CAGAGUCCCAGAUAAGUGUUUCCGGGGGACUAAAUUACUGCAGCACCGCGCCAAGCUACAAAAAACGCCUGUCAACGCCAACGCAAGAAAAAUAUAAAUAUUUGAAAAUGCCUGUGAAGAGAGCCCUUCAGUUACAAGACAAAGAAAAUAGCCCAGCGAAGAGGCGAGCACCAAACAGGGACUGUUCCCCUAUGACUGGAACCCAGAUGACUCCCACGACAAAACCUGCAGCAGGUAGUUCCAGAGCAGGUGGGGAGAAAGCGAAUCCCCCUCAAACAAAAGAACCCAUGACAGACGCCGAGAGAAUUCAGUUUCUCAGGUCUAAGGUGAAAAAAUCAUUCAAGGACCUCAUGAAAUACAGGCAACAGCUGGAAACCUUAGUGCCAGUAGAGGGCAGUAGUGAGCUGAGGAGUCUCCUGCUGAUGAGUCCUGCUGAUCUACAAACUGAACUCAAAAGACAUGAGAAUCUCUGUGAUAAAAUUGCAUCUUGCGCUCACAGAGCAGACACAGACGAGGGCCAUUUCCAAGGGAUGAAACAGACUGGCAGCUCUUAUGAAUAUCUGAAGGCAAUCUUAAGCCGCUGAGGGAUCAUUUCUCGAUGUUCGACAUGGGCAGCAGCUGGUGCCCCUCAAGGUGGAUCACGUAACUCUCUCUUUAUCACUUCUAGAGGCUGUCUCAAGGACAAAAGCUUAAGCUGACCUAACAAAACACACACUUGUCACACGCUUUGCAUUGCUGCAGUUGAGAAGAACAAGAGCAGCAUUUCAGAAUUUGGUCUGUUCACCAUGGACCGUUAGGCUUCUCGAGAGUUUCAAGAUGUGUAAUUAAGCACGGCAUGACUCGAUAUCAAGACAUGGUUAAUAUUAGCACCAUCCAUUAAAAUUGUAUCACGCACUCCUGUAUUGUGACUCGUAUAUCGAGUAAGGCAGUCAAACCAAAACCUGUUCAUUCUCUCCUCAGUGUGUGUGUGUGUGUGUGUGUGUGUGUGUGUGUGUGUGUGUGUGUGUGUGUGUGUGUGGCUCCGGACCUUGCUCAGGCUGUAACACACUAGCCCCUUUGUGACCUGAUAACAUUUAUAGUUGUAAUGGAUUUUUUUUAAUGGCCGUCAUUAACUCGCACAUAGAGGGGGGAAAAAGAUUGCUUGUACUUUUUCCCCUUGGUAUUUCAGCUUUACAGCAUUAUGUUCUGAUAUGUCUCCUUCCAUCAUUUUUGUUUUACAGCUCGUGAAGUUGAAGCGUUUUAAUGCGUAGCUUUAGUACUAGCCUCGUGUCUUCAGUCACCGCCAAGAUUAUUCCUUUGUAUUAAUGAAUAUUUUUCCAGAUUUACUACUGGAAAGAAAAAUAAAAUUAUUAGUUCAGUAGUCAA
Molecule: messenger RNA, 1365 nt
Organism: Puntigrus tetrazona (Sumatra barb)
Lineage: Eukaryota; Metazoa; Chordata; Actinopteri; Cypriniformes; Cyprinidae
Gene: itgb3bp
Product: integrin subunit beta 3 binding protein
Exons: 9
Coding region: 108-584 (158 amino acids)
Biological process (GO): regulation of DNA-templated transcription; CENP-A containing chromatin assembly
Cellular component (GO): nucleoplasm
Source: RefSeq, a predicted model, not a curated record